Messenger RNA from Candidula unifasciata, 1371 nucleotides. The record is from the annotation of a GenBank genome assembly. NCBI's taxonomy places the organism in Eukaryota, Metazoa, Mollusca, Gastropoda, Stylommatophora, Geomitridae.
AUGACGUGGGAGUGGCGAGAAGGCCUACGUGGCUAUUCCUAUCCACUUGUGUUUGCUGUUUUCUACAAAGUAUUGUCUCUGCUGGGUCUAGACUCCAGGAUAUUGCUGAUAAAGAUACCAAGACUGGUUCAGGCUGUGAUUGCUGCCUGGGGGGACCUCUGCUUGUACAAGCUGUCAUCGAAGUUGAGCGGACGAGCCACUGCCCAAUGGACGCUUCUGUGUCAUCUCUUGUCUUGGUUUACCAUUUAUUGCUGUACUCGCACUUUGACUAACUCUACCGAGACUGUACUUAUAACUGCUGCGUUGAGUUACUUCCCCUGGCCUGAUCAUCCAUCGAAGCCAAAAGAUAUUUACAAAUUCUUGGCACUGGCCGCAUUGUCAGUUGUUGUUCGGCCCACAGCUGCUCUUGUCUGGAUUUUGUUAUGUUCCUGGCAUCUGCAACGAGUAUAUGGUUCUGCAGCUUUUAACGGCACCGUCAAUGCGUAUCUUCUCAUUGGCUCUCUCUCAUUUGGUGCCUCCGCUGUAGUUGACCGUAUUUGGUAUGGCAGAUGGGUGUUUGUGCAGCUCAACUUCCUGUGGUUCAACCUAAUAACUGGUGGUGCGGAUAUUUACGGUGUGCACCCUUGGCACUGGUACUUUGUCCAAGGAUUUCCUGUUGUCCUUGGAACACUCAUCUUCCCGUUUGUUGUUGGAGCAUGGAGGGCCAAGAACAAAAUGCUUCUGUGGAUAAUUUUAUGGAUUCUGGCUACUCACAGCUUCCUAGCACACAAGGAGUUCCGGUUCUUGAUGCCCAUAAUCCCUCUGGCCUGCCACUACUGCGGGGUCUACUUCCAGACACUGUGCUGCAAACCUCCUGUGAGAAAGUUUCGCUCUCUUAAAAAGGAGGAUAAGAAAUUAAAGGCCAAGCUGUCUGUGAUCAUCUUGCUGGUCACUAACCUGAUCCCAGCUUUAUACUUUUGCCUGCUACAUCAACGAGGGACAGUGAUGGUCACCAAGUUCAUAUAUGAUACCAGCUUGAAGAAGCCAGAUAGUGAUGUUCUGUUCCUCAUGCCUUGCCAUUCCACUCCUUACUAUAGUUACAUACAUAACAACAUCAGCAUGCGGUUCCUGACUUGUGAGCCGAAUCUUAUGGGGGUCUCCAACUACACAGAUGAAGCUGAUCUCUUUUAUCAGGAUCCCAAAGGCUGGCUGCGCAAAGAAUACAUGCACGCAGGACAAUCCUGGCCGGCCAUUUUGGUGUACUUUGAUGUCCUUCAGAAGGACAUCAGUGACAUACUGUUGCAGGCUGGGUAUCAUCCCUGCGAAAGCUUUUUCCAUACCCACAUCCCAGAGGGUAGAAUAGGUUCUUAUGUCCUUGUCAGCUGCAGAUGA